CCCCGCCCCGCCCCUCGCCGCUGGCGUCCCAACAUGGCGGCGGCGGGCGGCGGCGGGCCGCUGGCGCUGCUGGUCGCGCUGCUGCUGGCGGCGGCGGCGGCGGCGCGGCUGUACCGGGCGGGGGAGGACCCGCUGACCGUGCUGGCGGCCGGUUCGGUGCGGCGGGCGCUGCUCAACUCCUCCACCGCCUGGGUGGUGCAGUUCUACAGUUCGUCCUGCGGUCACUGCAUCGCCUUCGCCCCCACCUGGCGGGCCCUGGCGGGGGACGUCAAAGACUGGGAACCUGCAAUUAGAGUCGGUGUGCUGGAUUGUGGGGAAGAAGAGAACUAUGAGACGUGCAAAGAAUACGGUAUUCACUAUUACCCAACUUUUAGGUACUUCAAAGCAUUUACAAAGCAGUUUACUACUGGAGAAAAUUACAGAGCAGGAGCAGAUCGAGAGCUGCAAACAGUCCGUCAGAUGAUGAUUGACUUCUUGCAGAACCAUUCCCAAGAGUUGAGACCGCCUGCUUGCCCGCCAUUGGAUCCAGUUUUGUCCAGCGAUAUCACCUCUCUUCUUGACAAGAACAGCCGUCAUUAUACUGCCAUUGUGUUUGAAAGUAAUAACUCCUAUGUUGGACGAGAGGUUAUUUUAGACUUGAUCCAGUAUGAAAACAUCGUUGUAAAGAGGGCGUUGAAUUUUGAUAAGCCUUUUCUUGAGAAACUUGGUAUUACCUCAGUUCCUUCAUGCUAUCUAUUGCACCCAAAUGGGUCCCAUGGAUUAAUUAGCAUUUUGAAGCCUCUACGGUCUUUCUUUUCUUCGUAUUUAAAGUCACUGCCAGGUGUAAGAAAAAAACUUCUUUUGCCACUCCAGCUACCUGUUCAAGAAAACAAAGGGGAGAGCACAGAAAUCAAGGUGUGGAAGGAGUUCGAUAAAUCUAAGCUGUACAUGGCUGACCUUGAAUCGGGAUUGCAUUACCUGCUCAGGGUAGAGCUUGCUACGCACAAGACACUUGAGGGAGCUGAGCUGAAGACCUUCAAGGAUUUUGUUGCAGUCUCUGCCAAGCUUUUUCCUGGCCGUCAGCCUGUGGUAAAGUUGUUAGAGACCUUGCAAGAGUGGCUGGUGAGCCUUCCAUUAGACAAAAUCCCUUAUGAUGCUAUCCUAGAUCUGGUCAACAACAAAAUGCGGAUUUCAGGGAUAUUUCUCCCUAAGAAAGUUCAGUGGGUCGGAUGUCAGGGCAGCAGACCAGAGCUGAGAGGUUAUAGCUGUUCCCUUUGGAAGCUGUUUCACACCCUAACUGUUCAAGCUGCGCUGCGACCAAAAGCUUUGAUAAAUACAGGUCUUGAAGACAAUCCCCAAAUAGUACUUCAGAUCAUGCGGAGGUACAUUCACCACUUUUUUGGCUGCAAGGCUUGCACUCAGCAUUUUGAAGAAAUGGCUAAAGAGUCCAUGGAUUCUGUGAAAACCUUAGACAAGGCUGUUCUCUGGCUCUGGGAGAAACACAACGUCGUGAAUAACAGGCUCGCAGGUGAUUUGACUGAAGAUCCAAAAUUUCCCAAAGUUCAGUGGCCAACUCCAGACAUUUGUCCUGCAUGUCAUGAAGAAGUUAAAGGAUUGCACAGCUGGAAUGAAGCCCAAGUUCUACAGUUCAUGAAGUAUCACUAUAACAGUGAAAAUAUUCUCUAUAAAUACACUGAAAGCCAGACUGACCCCAGUGAGACUGAACAGGGAGAUACAAGGGAGGGGAAGGACAAAAGCCUACUGAAGAAACCAAGUGGAAACAGAGAAAAUAAGAGCCAGGAUAAAGAAAACGUGCUCGAUUCAGAAUCUAAGGUGUUAGAUAAGCUAAUAGCAGAUCACGGACCUGUCAAAGGUAGCGGUAAAAGCGCAGUUGGAUCAGCCAACCUUAAAGAGACGAAGCAGGCUGUGUCUUUCUUAGGGAUUGGAUUUUCGAACAUCGACAUGAGUCUGUGUGUCAUUCUGUAUGUAGCGUCGUCCUUAUUUUUAAUGAUAAUGUACUUUUUUUUCCGAAUGAGAUCUAAACGGUGGAAAGUGAAGUAUUAUCGUUCAUCUGUAUAGAAGUUUAAUUGGAAACAAAGUUUUCAUCGUAUGUGGCUGUUCGGUACCAGAUGCAGCUUUAAUAUUUAUGAUCAGGGAUUUUAUAUACAGUAUUCCUUGUUUAAAACCCCUUUCUUCCCAAGUCAUUUCACAAGUGUUCUAGCUUAAUGUGCGGAGCUCACCGUAAGGACCCCAGUCUUUAACUGAGGCACAUAGUGCCAUCAUCAAAUGCCCGCUGAAGGAAGCGUUGUGUUUUCAGUUAAGACUUUUCCAUGACUUACCACCUACAUCCUUUACUCAUUUUCAGAGUAAACAUUACAUUAUGCAGUCGACUGUGCCUGGUUUUAGAAGGAAAUUGGAUAUUGUUUUGUGCACUUCAAGUUAGGGUGGUUUUUUUUGUUAAUUUAUCCAGAGCUGAUUUUACCUACCAGAGUACUGAAGAGUGAUGCUCUGUAACCUUGGCUGCUUCAUUUGGAGAAGCAAGAAUUCUGAUUCUUUCGUUCAGGAAACAAGAAUUCUACUCUGAUUAAAUCAAUUCUAAACCUC
Messenger RNA from Phalacrocorax carbo (great cormorant), 2583 nucleotides. NCBI's taxonomy places the organism in Eukaryota, Metazoa, Chordata, Aves, Suliformes, Phalacrocoracidae. The record is from RefSeq and is a predicted model, not a curated record.